Molecule: messenger RNA, 1564 nt
Organism: Punica granatum (pomegranate)
Lineage: Eukaryota; Viridiplantae; Streptophyta; Magnoliopsida; Myrtales; Lythraceae
Source: RefSeq, a predicted model, not a curated record
AACACUCCCUCUCACUCUCCCUCUGCAUCUCUUUAUCCUCAUUCAAGCCUUCUCCCUCCAUCCCACCCUCCCUCUCUCAAAUUUCUGAUCUUGCACAGAAUUUUGGAGGCACUUUGCUCUUAAAUUUAUCUUUAUUCUUCUUCUUCUUCUUCUUCUUUUUUAAAUCCCAUUUUUGGUUCAUUCAUAAAUUCUCUGGCAAAGUGAUUAAGUUUGUCAAGCAGCAAAGGAAGAGAGAUGGGGGAAAUGCACUACUCAGGGGUACAGUUGGGGGUGAUAGGAGCUCUGUUCCUGUCAGUGGCAUCCUCUGUCUCCAUUGUCAUCUGCAACAAAGCUUUGAUGAGCAAUCUCGGCUUCCCUUUCGCCACUACUCUUACGAGCUGGCACCUGAUGGUGACGUUCUGCACACUCCACGCGGCCCAGCGGCUCAACUUCUUCGAGACCAAGUCCGUCGACUUGAAGACUGUCAUGCUGUUCGGGAUUCUCAACGGAGUCUCCAUUGGUCUCCUCAACCUGAGCCUUGGCUUCAACUCCGUCGGGUUCUAUCAGAUGACAAAGCUGGCAAUUAUACCAUUCACUGUAUUGCUAGAGACCAUUUUCCUGAAAAAGCAGUUCAGCCAGAAGAUCAAAUUGUCUCUGUUUCUGUUGCUGAUUGGGGUGGGAAUAGCCUCAGUGACUGAUCUGCAGCUCAAUUUCCUUGGCACGGUCCUCUCUGGUCUUGCAAUCAUCACCACCUGUGUUGGGCAAAUUCUGACAAACACAAUACAGAAGAAGCUGAAUGUCUCCUCCACGCAACUUCUUUACCAGUCUGCACCUUUCCAGGCGGCUAUCCUCUUCGUCUCCGGCCCUCUCGUCGACCAGUACCUCACCAAGCAGAACGUCUUCGCAUUUAAGUACUCUCCCAUUGUCCUGGUCUUCAUCGUGCUCUCGUGCCUGAUAGCAGUGUCCGUGAACUUCAGCACAUUUCUGGUCAUAGGCAAGACAUCGCCCGUGACGUACCAAGUCCUAGGCCACCUCAAGACCUGCCUCGUCCUCGGCUUCGGCUACACACUGCUGCAUGACCCGUUCACGGAGAGGAACAUCAUCGGCAUCCUCAUCGCGAUCUUCGGGAUGGGCUUGUACUCCUACUUCUGCACCCAGGAGAACAAGAAGAAGCAGUCCAUCGACCUCUCCCUCUCUCAGAUUAAAGACAAGGAGGCUGCACUGCUGCUGGGUGGGAAGAACAUGGGACUCCAAGACAAAGAAAGUCAUCAGGAAAACAAAAAGUCAAACAGGGAUUCCCUUGUCUGAGUCCUUCAUUCUUUAUACCUCAUAAGGAACUCAAUCCACAUGGGUUCCUCCUUAAAGACAUUUUGUUGGGUUGGACAGUUGAAUUUUAUCCUUCCAAUAAUUCUUCCCCUCAAUUUCUCCUCCCUCAGGACUUGGUCCAUACAUACACAUUGUAAUAUGGUUCCAGAGACUCAACUCCAGAUGCAACCUUUCUUCAAGAAUUCUUUUUUCUGCCCUCUCGUGGGCGUGUAAGUUCUCAAUAGCAAAGAAGCAAGUAAUCGAAACAGACAGAUUCUGA